AAAUCGGCGGCGCGGUCACAUGGUCGUCGAUUGUCUGCGAUAACGGAAUGAAAAGCAGCAGUAGUAGUAGUAGAACAAUAAUGAUGGUAGGGCCACUGAUGCGUUUUCGUAAUAUUAGUUCAAACCCGAUCCGUUCCUUCGAUCAGUCUUGCGUUUGAUCGGCCGGCUCGUGGUCCGCUCUGGUUCAGACGUCUUCUCGCUGCCGCCGUCUUCAUUGCUGCUGUUGCUUCCGCCGCGUUAUAAGGUCUAUUCAAAAACGUUUCAAAUGGUUACGGACCACGGUUCUGCCUUUCGUGCACUCGAGUAAAUGGUACGUACGAGCACACCAUUGCACUACCGUUCACGUCUGACCACACGAUUUCGUUGACGGUUCGUUUCCGAUUUUAUUGAGAAGAAAAUAUACCCUUCAUUUCCCACACGAGGCCAUGGCAAACAAAAUGCGGUCCAAGAACCCUCCGGAGAAGAAGACGCCGUCGGUGCCGGUAAUCAGUAAACGACCCCCGGACGGUGGUUGGGGCUGGUUUGUCGUGUUCGGAUCGUUCAUGAUACACGUCGUCACUGAUGGAGUCACUUAUUCGUUUGGCGUUCUAUACACAGAAUUCUUAGACGUUUUUAAAGAAAGUAAAGGGGCAACUGCGUGGAUCGCAUCUUUAUUGGUUGGAGUUACAUUAUGCUCAGGACCCAUCGCCAGUAUUUUCGUAAACAAAUAUGGUUGUCGUGUAGUGACCAUUGCAGGAGCCAUACUUGCGAGUAUUUGCUUGAUGGCCAGUGUAUUUGCCAACAGUGUAUUAAUUCUAUACAUAACUAUCGGAAUAGGAACAGGUCUGGGCUUCGGCAUGAUCUAUCUGCCGGCCAUCGUGAGCGUGACGUGCUAUUUCGACAAGUUCCGGUCGCUGGCCACCGGCAUCGCCGUGUGCGGUUCCGGACUCGGCACGUUCAUCUUUUCGCCGUUGGUCGACUACCUGGUGAAAGGGUACGGCUGGAGGAUCACCGUGGCCGUUAUAUCGGGCCUGGUGAUGCUGUGCACGCUGUUCGGCAUGCUGUUCCGGCCGCUGUCCGGUACCGCGUCCGCGGCCGACGACGACGGUGACGACGAUGGCGAGAGGCCGGCGCUGACGAACGGGGCCGCGACCACCACGGUCGUGCUGAACAUCAUCGAACCGCCGGCGACCGAGAGCCAACCGCUGAACAACGGCGGUGGCGGCAGCGUGGACGCGGCCAACCGGUCGUACGAGCACAUACCCAACUCGGACGACGACGACGAGUGGCGUGGCACCGGCCACGACCCCGCGGAGAUGUCGCCCGACGCGCUGCUACUGUCGCAAGACGAGCGGGCCCGCAAAGACUCGGAGACGGUCGCGUCCAACGGGGCGGCUGACGCCUCGGCCGCGUCGUUUGGCAACGAACUGGACAGACAGUCGCGGUUCACGCUCAGCCAGCCCGAGCUGAUCGCCGCGUCCGCCGGCCGGCUCAGCUGUCGGCUCAGCACUCGGCAGCGGAACGAGGUGUGCUACGCCAGCCAGAACCUAAAGCCGUCAGCGAACGGCGGCAGCGGCAUCAUGUACCAGAAGGACAUAUUCUACAGCGGCAGUCUGGUCAACUUAAACGUUAACCGCAGGAGAACCAUAUCACAGUCGACCAACGCCGGUGCUUAUGCCACCGAAAUGACCAAUGCAAUCAUAGAAAGCGACCAGUUUUCGGAUGGUAUCUGUUGUUCCGCCGACGCCAAGAAUACAAUAAAGCAAAUGUUGGAUUUCUCACUGCUUAAAGAUCCUGUCUUCAUACUGUACACAAUUUCAAACUUCUUGACGAGCAUUGGCUUCAAUAUACCGUACUUGUACUUAGUGCCUCAAGCCGGCAUUAUGGGUAUACCAUCCAAACAAUCAAGUUAUUUGUUAGCAUUGUUGGGUAUCGCCAAUACAUUGGGUAGGAUCAUACUCGGAUUUAUAUCAGACAAACCGUGGAUAAACAGGCUCAUGGUGUACAAUCUGUGCUUGGCCGUUUGUGGUAUAGCUACAAUGCUGAGUACAUACUGCACGGACAUACUCUCGUUAUCUUUGUACACGAUCGUUUUUGGCUCCACAAUCGGUGCGUACGUGGGUCUGACGUCAGUGAUCCUGGUGGACCUCCUGGGCCUAGACAAAUUGACAAACGCUUUUGGGAUCCUGUUGAUGUUCCAAGGCAUUGCCUCGCUCGUCGGACCACCCAUAGCCGGGUGGCUGUUCGACAUAACGGGCUCGUACAACCCGGGAUUCUACCUUUCGGGAUCGAACAUCGCCGCCAGUGGUCUGAUGCUGUUCGUCAUACCGUACGUCCAGCGGCGAUGCGAACGGAAGGAACUGGAGAAAAUGACUGCAGUUGUAAAUAAUAAUUAACGCGUAAUAACAUACACACACACACCCACACACCCACACAUACACACACAAUGUACUCCUAUACGAAUUGUUAUAAAUGUUACGUUAAAUGGGAAAAUAUUUUUUUUAAAAAAAAAAAAAAAGAAAAGAAAAGAAAAAAAGCCAUCGACAAAAAAUCAAAUCUAUUAUAGUUAAUAUUAUAUUAUGCGUUAUAACGUGCCCCCAGGACUGUAACACGCAGAGGGCGUUUAUAUUUUGUAUUUUCAUUAUUUAUUAUAUUUUUUUCUCUGCCCCGCGGGGAGAUUCCGUUGCCGCGUUCUUCCUGUUUGGAUUUUUGCUCAAAAUAUAUUUUAUGUGAAUAAUAUAUUAUAUGAUAUGUUUACAUUUUAAUAUUAUAGAAUAGAUAUGAUUUCGUCGUUUUUAGUUUUAAUCGCGAAUUUGUGUUCAGGCGAGCAGGCGAAGACACGUCGCGUGAUACACACAAAUAUAAUAUAAUAUAUAUAUAUAUACUUAAGUUUUAUUUUCUGUUUCAUUUUAUUAUUACACAUUCGUUUUGUGAAUUACAUAUAAUACGAUUUUUCCGAUUUUUUUGUUGCUAAUUUGUUAACGUAUUUUUUGCAUUUACCAAAUAUCAAUUGAAAUAUCAUUGAAUUCAUAAAUUAUAUAGAUAUAUGUGUGCUUUAGCCACAAUUACGUGUAUUUUUAAAACGACCAAAACAUACAUAAUAUUAAUACAUUUUAUAAAUUAUUGUACCCAUAAUUCUAAUUAAAACGAACGAUUAUGAAAUAACUUUAUGACCGAAUAAUCUAUUUAAAUUAAUAAUAUUCAACAAAUGAUUCCUACUAAAUAUUAAUCAUAAACGUAAUAUUAAUCUAACAAGAAUUAAAUUAUUUUAGAAUGAAUCAUUAAUAUUUCGAAUAUUUCCCGACUGUGAAAACAAAGUCAUUUACCAGUGAUUUUAUUAGCUACUCGAUGAUUCUUUAAUUGAUUUCCGGUAUAACCGGAAACUAAUUGUCUGAUCGAUCGAUCCUCAAUUAUUGUUGCUAAACACAAUAGUUUUAAAAAUAUUUUGAUCUUUUAAAAACAAAAAAAAAUCCCGUUUACAUUAAUUACACCCUUGUACGCUGCCAGCGGCAACGAUAUUCAUAUUUUAUUUACAUAAUUCGCACGUGAUGUUUCAAUAAAUCGAUACUUCAAUAUUGUUGUGUAGUAUAUAAUAAUGUAAUAAGUACAAAACUACAAACAUACACAAUAUUACAAUAUACAUUAUUAUGAUAUAAAUAUUAUUGAUAAAAUUAAGUAUAUAUUACUGUGUACAAAACUAUGUUUUAUGCGAGUGACAGUUUAAAUGAUAUGUGGACGACUGCACUCGUCUGUUUAAGACGGUCUAGUAAUAUUAUUCUACACGUUUAACCUGUAUAAAACAGGCGAAUAAACCGUCUCCCAAAGUUUUUUUUUUGGACAGUCGACUACGACUUCAGUGCAUAACACAACAUUAGUUACAGUGCAAUAUUAAUAACAUAAAUUCUCUUAAAAACUUUUUUGGAUUUAUCUGUUCGUUUUUUUUUUCGGGAACAUUGCUAAAAGAAUUUAACAUGCAAGCAAAAAUACACAUUCACAUAUUCGUGCUUAAAUUUGUAGUAUAACUUAUUAUUAUUCGACAAAAAAAUUAAAAAUUCACGUUUUUCCGUUUCGGGAACACCCCCGAGUGUUGAUUUGUCGCAGACGAGUAUUACUAAACAGUAUAUUAUUAUUUUUAAUAUUAUUAUUAUUUUUAUUAUUAUUAUUAUUAUUAUUAUUAUUUUAGUUAUUAUUAUGAUUAUAAUUUAAUAUUUAUAUAAAUUAUAUCGCGGUCGUCCAUGCGAUUUGGCAGUGCGUACCGUACUCAUAUUUGCUGUCGGAGCGACUUAUUAUUGUAUUAUUAUUACUAUUAUUACUACUAUUAUUAUUACUGAUUUUUUUUCUCCCAUUAGAAAAAAAUGUGUCAUUUAUUAAUGUUUUUAAAUUGCCAUCGUAGUUAAACUCGACAAUAUGUGUCCCUUAGUUAUUUUAUUUUAUAUAUUUUUGUUACACGGUACAAAAUCAUGAAGAAAAAAACUGAGAGGCCAAUUAUUUAAUGUUAAGUAUUAACUAUGUAUAUAAGGAGUUAUUGUUAUUUUAAGCAUCAUGAUGUGCAGGAAUAUUUUUAAUAAACGCUUUUUCGAUGUACAAAACUAUGUUAUGUUCUCUAUUUGUAGAACGCUAUAUUAUCAGCUAUGUUGUAAUUUUUAUUUGGACAAAAAAACUGGGACAAAUAACAUAAAUCGUUAAUAUCGAUGAUUGUAUUGUAUAAUAUAUAUUGACAAAAUGUUGAAUAUAAAAAUUUAUAAUAUACA
Molecule: messenger RNA, 4730 nt
Organism: Rhopalosiphum padi (bird cherry-oat aphid)
Lineage: Eukaryota; Metazoa; Arthropoda; Insecta; Hemiptera; Aphididae
Product: monocarboxylate transporter 12-like
Exons: 9
Coding region: 426-2375 (649 amino acids)
Biological process (GO): transmembrane transport; monocarboxylic acid transport
Molecular function (GO): monocarboxylic acid transmembrane transporter activity
Source: RefSeq, a predicted model, not a curated record